This is a messenger RNA of Talaromyces proteolyticus, 6459 nucleotides long. Its product is annotated as beta-ketoacyl synthase. Gene Ontology annotation, molecular function: fatty acid synthase activity; 3-oxoacyl-[acyl-carrier-protein] synthase activity; phosphopantetheine binding. The record is from RefSeq and is a predicted model, not a curated record. The transcript is spliced from 10 exons. Bases 1 to 6459 code for a protein of 2152 amino acids. Lineage: Eukaryota; Fungi; Ascomycota; Eurotiomycetes; Eurotiales; Trichocomaceae. Gene Ontology annotation, biological process: fatty acid biosynthetic process; secondary metabolite biosynthetic process.
AUGCGUCGACUAUCACAGGAAGAUCGACUUAACGUUGUCCUACUGGGUGAUCAAACAAGCAAUGUAUCGUCUUUACUUAGGAAACUGUUGCUUGAUGCACCACAUAGUGUUUCGCAAAGUGAAUUUAUUCGAGAUGCUAGUGCCGCAUUGAAAGGAGCAUACGAUCGCCUACGUCCAUUUCAACGCGAAAAACUCCCUUUGUUUAAAAACGUUCAUGAGUUGGCCAAAAUCUAUCAAGAGGGUAACGGUGAAUGCCAUCCCUCGAUUGCCAGUGCUUUAUUAUGUGUAACACAAUUGUUACAGAUAUUUCGAUAUUUUGAAGGCAGAGGACGCCGUCCAGAAAACAACGAGAAUAUCACAGUAGUUGGGCUAUGCACGGGGUCACUUGUUGCAGCGGCCUACGCUGCUUCCGCGUCCUUAGACGAUUUGAAGGUGCUUGCUGUGCCGACUGUCUCCAUGGCUUUUCAAAUGGGUCUUCAGGCUGCCACGGCGAGCAGUAUGCUCCACGAGCAGAUCCCGCCGUUACGAAGUUGGUCCAUAUCGAUCCCCAAAAUGACAGAAGACGAAGCCCUCUCUGCCUUACAGAUCUAUGAUGCAGGAGGACACCUGUCUCUCCGCCAUCGUUGCUUCGUGAGUGCUGUUGGCCUUAAUAGCAUCACCAUUAGCGGUGCACCGCCAGCUUUGAGCCGUUUUUCAGAGAGCUUAACAGCUUCUAAACCAAAUAGAAAACCGAGACCGCUACCCAUCUUCUCCGCUUACCACGCCUCUCAUAUUCAUACAGUAUUAGACUUUCGCAGCUUUCUCCAGCGCUCUGGGAUCGACCCUGAGCUCUUAGCCUGUUUUGAAUCAAGAAAAACCAUUCUAUCACCCCUUACCGGCCUGCCGAUUGAAUCAAAUAACGCGCUAGGCAUAUUCGAAAAUGUUGUUUGUCAAACGAUGCAAGCACCUCUUCGGUUGGAUUUGAUUACCAGCAAUUGUAUCUCAUAUAUCAAUGAGAAUAACAUAUCGUCUGUUAACAUCGAUAUCAUCGGACCAGCUCCUAUUUCAGACAGCUUUGCAAGCACUAUUCGCAGUGGUUCGAAAGCGACAGUUUCCACACGUGAUCUCAUAGCUCUCGAGCCGGGGGUUGAUGAGUAUCGCCCGUCAGCUGCAUUCCACCGUGCGCCAUUAGCUGUUGUUGGAGUCUCAGGCCGCUUCCCUGGUGCUGAUAGUGUUGAAUCAUUAUGGAACGUGCUAGAGCAGGGCUUGGACUUACAUCGAGUGGUGCCAAAGGAUCGAUUUGACCAAGAAAAACAUGUUGACCCUACAGGAAAAACCAAAAACACAAGCUGGACUCCCUAUGGUUGUUUUAUUGAACGCCCGGGCGAUUUUGAUCCACGGUUCUUUAAUAUGUCACCUCGCGAAGCACUUCAAACAGAUCCCAUGCAGCGAUUAGCACUUGUAACAGCAUACGAAGCCCUAGAAAUGUCAGGAUUUGUUCCAGGCCGCACUCGCUCUACCUCUCUAGAUCGAGUCAGUACGUUUUAUGGUCAAACAAGCGAUGACUAUCGAGAUGUCAAUUCCGCACAGGACAUUGGGACGUAUUUUAUUACAGGAGGAAUCCGAGCAUUCGGUCCGGGACGAAUUAAUUAUUUCUUCAAAUUUAGAGGUCCUAGUUAUAAUGUUGACACGGCCUGUUCAUCAAGUCUAGCUGCAAUACAACUUGCCUGCACAUCCCUAUGGAGUGGUGAAUGUGAUACAGCUGUGGCAGGUGGCCUCAGUGUUCUAACCUCGCCUGAUUUAUUCUCGGGGCUGAGUCGUGGCCAGUUUCUCUCAAAAACCGGUUCAUGUAAGACCUUUGACAAUGAUGCGGACGGCUAUUGUCGGGCAGACGGUAUUGGAAGCGUGGUUAUCAAGCGACUGGCAGAUGCGGAACUCGACCGAGAUAAUAUUCUGACGGUUAUUUUGGGUGCUGGUACAAACCAUUCCGCCGACGCUGUCAGCAUUACACAUCCUCAUGCGGAGACACAGUCGACUCUUUACCGAGACAUUCUUCAACAAUCCGGUGUCGAUCCUCUGGAUGUGGGCUAUAUUGAAAUGCACGGGACUGGCACGCAGGCAGGUGAUGGCACGGAAAUGCGUUCAGUUGUCGACGUUUUCGCGCCGGCGAGGCCUGUCCGAUCCACAGAGAAUCCUCUGUAUGUCGGAGCAAUCAAGGCAAAUAUUGGCCACGGCGAGGCUUCAUCUGGAGUUGCAUCUCUCAUAAAGUCCAUUCUAAUUUUCAAACACAAUGUAAUCCCCCCUCAUGUUGGGAUCAAAAACACAAUCAAUAAAGAUUUCCCAGAUUUGAAGGCCAGAAACGUCCGAAUUGCAAGGACAAAGACAUCAUUUCCACAGACUAAUGAGAAAAGAAGAACAAUCCUCGUGAAUAAUUUUAGUGCAGCUGGUGGAAACACUGCCUUGUUAAUUCAAGAGCCUCCGAAUCCGGUGAUUGAAAAUAGCACCGAACCUCGUCCGCUACAUGCUGUAUCUGUGUCCGGACAUACCGUAUCUGCUGCAAAAAAUAACCUGGAGAGGCUGAUUGCAUACUUAUCUACAAAUCAUGACGUAUCUCCAAUAGACCUUUCGUAUACGACAACUGCCCGUCGCAGACAUCAUAGAUUUCGUCUCACGGUGACGGGAAGCUCAAUUGAUAGCAUUAAAACUUCCUUGGAACAGAAACGGCAAUCAAUCCUUUCGGCUCCAAGUACACCCGAAGAAGGCCCUUCAAUUGUGUUCGUCUUUACCGGGCAGGGCACAGCAUUUCCAGCGUUGGCUUAUGAAUUGUAUAAGACCUCAAGUCAGUUCCGAGCAGACAUCGACCACUUUGAUGGAAUUGCUAGACAGCAGGGAUUUCCGACAUUCCUUCCCAUCAUUGAUGGUAGUGUCAUGGAUCUCAACUCGCUUUCUCCAAUCCAGACUCAAAUUGGACUAGUAUGCGUUCAGGUAGCCCUGGCCCGUUUAUGGAGCUCCUGGGGGGUCAAACCAACUGCAGUUUUAGGUCACAGCCUUGGUGAAUAUGCUGCGCUUCAACUCAGCAGCGUACUGUCAAUAAGUGAUGUCAUUUUUCUGGUUGGAUAUCGCGCUAGGUUACUUGAAACUAAAUGCGAAAUGCACUCGCAUAGCAUGCUUGCCGUUGCAGAUUCGCCGAGCGUGCUCCAGUCUGUUCCAUCUAAUAUAUCCUCCCGCGUGGAGAUCGCCUGUGUUAAUAGCCCCAGCGAAACUGUUUUUGCAUCUGACAAACAUGUUAUCGAUCAGCUGGAGUCAUAUUUUGUGGCUCGUGGACUUCGAUGCACCAAGCUCCCAGUGCCUUUCGCUUUUCAUUCAGCGCAAGUUGACCCUAUUCUUGACGACCUCGAGGAAGUAGCAAGUGUAACAAACAUAGGAGCCCCGCAGAUUCCAGUUAUAAGUUCCCUAUUUGGGCGUAUUUUAGGUCCCAAAGACCCAAUUGGCGCCCGGUAUCUGCGUCGACACUGUCGAGAGGCGGUACAAUUUUCUAGUGCAGUGACAAAUGCAAGAGAUGCUGGACUGAUUAAUGAUUCUACCGUCUUCAUUGAAGUUGGACCCCAUCCAGUAUGUUCAGGCAUGCUGAGAUCAAUCCUUGGCAAUAAUGUUCAAGCUCUGCCUACAUUAAGAAGGAAAGAAAGCCCAUGGAAAGUGAUUGUUGGUAGCCUCGCUUCACUUCAUGACAUGGGGUUUCCGAUCAACUGGUUCGAGUAUCAUCGCGACUUCGAAAAGACAUGCCGUCUUUUGACGUUACCAGCAUAUGCAUUUGACAAUAAGAACUAUUGGAUUGAGUAUCGGAAUGAUUGGACGCUACGCAAAGGUGACCCGUUGCCAGCGAGCCAUGUACAAAAUGCGACUCGUCAACCACCCAAACAAUUACCAGCGUCUGUUCACCGGGUUGUGGUUGAAAGAUACCGCGAAAGGGAUGCAGUUGCCAUAUUUGAAACGGAUCUGUCAGCUACUGCCAUUUAUUCUGCGAUCACCGGCCAUCGCGUAAAUGGGGCGACAUUGUGCCCAUCUUCCAUAUAUGCAGAUGUUGCACUGACUAUUGCUGAUUAUAUUCAAAAUCACCCCCAAUCCGGAUUUACGCUUUCAGGGCACAAUAUUUCCUCGAUGGAAGUCCAUCAGCCCCUCAUCAUCAAGUCUUCCAAGAACGAUGAAGACCGUGUAUUGCGCGUAUAUGCUCGUUUAGAUCAGGCCCCACACAAAGUCAAACUGUUUUAUGUUUCCGUGUCUCCAGACCAGGAAACAGAGACUGAACAUGCAACGUGUGUCGUGGAAUUUGAGGACCCAGAGAAAUGGCUUCGACGAUGGACACAUGAGUUUCAUCUUAUCCAGGACCGUAUCAAGGCACUUGAGGCACUAUCGGAGUGCGGAGAAGUCAGCAAAAUAGCAACAGGAUUGGCUUAUCGUCUUUUUAGCAGCUUUGUUGAUUACUCUCCGAAUUAUCGGCGCAUGGAACGAGUUUUGCUUGCUGGUGGCUUGUUUGAAGCCGCUGCAAAUGUCAACCUGAACGACAGGGGUGAUGAUUUGGCCUUCUUUUGUAGUCCAUAUUGGAUUGAUGCUCUAUUACACAUCUCCGGAUUUGUUCUCAAUGCCAACGACUCCGUUGACCACGAGGAAGCGGCGUACAUUUCUCAUGGUUGGGAAACUUUGCGAUUCGCCAAAGCCUUCAAUCCUAGCGGAAAUUAUAAAACAUAUGUUAGAAUGCUUCCCGGAGAAAAGAAAAUGAUGGAAGGCAAUGUUUGGAUUCUGUGCGACGAGCAAGUUGUGGGAUUAGUUGAAAAUAUUCGCUUCCAACGUGUUCCUCGCACAGUACUCAAUAUUCUUCUUCCCCGACUUGGCAAGGAUUCAAGACCUGCCAACAAGGCAGUCAAAUCAAUUGUUAAGCAUACACAGGAAAGGAAAAGUGAUAUCAUCAAACCAUCCAAAACGGAAUCAAAUGGUAGACAAGGAGGAGACAGCUUCCUUGAUCUCAUAGCAUCUGAGCUCGGGCUAGCUUCCUCGGAAAUUUUACCACAUGACAAUCUAUCUGAUCUUGGUGUUGAUUCUCUGAUGUCUUUGACCUUAGCCGGUAGGCUUAUGGAAACAUUUGGACUAGAUAUAUCACACAAUGAACUUAUGGCAGCUUCAAGUAUCAUGGACUUGCUUGGAAUUCUAAGACAGAAGGCUAGUGGUUCCCUGCAGCAACCAAUCAAUCUCCCAAACCAAAAUGUGAGCGAUAAUUCAGUUACGGCGUACAGAUCUCCAGGUUCUUCGGAGACCUUAGAGCCGCCUUCCUUCACUCCUGCUAGCAACAGCAGUGACAUAGUGGAGCUUACUAGAAGCGUCAUUUUGGAGGAGACAGGUUUCUCAGCAGAAGAACUUGAGCCUUCUACACCGUUGAGUACACUCGGAGUUGAUUCUCUUAUGAGUUUAACAGUACUGGGAAGACUUCGGGAGUCAGGAGUCGAACUCCCGGCAGACUUCUUUAUAAAAAAUGUCACCAUGGAGGAAGUCGUCCAGUCGUUGUCUAGUACCUCCGAGAUUGAGAAUGUACCAAACAAUCCUAUUGCGAUAUAUAGGAAGGAGCCGAAACCCCUCUCCCCCGAAAAUCCCCGAUUAGAUUCCAAGGAGAACAACGCUAAGGUAGUACUUCUUCAGAGACGGGUUGAGCUAUCUAGCACCAAAACAUUAUUCCUAUUUCCGGAUGGCUCGGGCUCGCCAUUUGCCUAUGCGGCUUUGGGACAGAUCAGCAAAGAGUUCGAUGUAUAUGGUCUUGUUUGCCCAUUCAUCAACACGCCUGAGAACUAUGUCUGCGGUAUUGAAGCGACAGUUCGAAUGUAUCUCCGCACCAUAAAGGCAACACAACCCACUGGUCCAUACUACUUCGGAGGCUGGUCUGUAGGCGGUGUCCUUGCAUUUGAGGCCUCAAAACAGUUGGUAGAAGUUGGUGAUCUGGUCCCAGCACUUUUCCUGAUUGACUCUCCUUGCCCGACAGUUGUUCCCCCGAUGCCAACCUCCCUCAUUAAAUUUCUUGAUUCUAUUGGCCUGUUUGAUAAAUUAUCCGAUACAGCUGUGUCAAAUUCAGGUGACAAUAGACAAGUGCUAUUAAAGCAUUUUGAUGCCACGGUUAGCAACCUAAGUCUUUACAAGCCUUCUCCUAUAUGCCCAGCUUCAGCAGCACCUCAAACAUUUAUCGUAUGGGCUCAGGAAGGGGUUCUCAAAGAUUAUGAAGGUCCAAACCCGGUGUUGACACCUCCAGGAUCCUCUACGGCCAUUGAAGAUUGGAUACUAGACGAUCGCACGAAUUUUGGGUCUCGCGGUUGGGAAACUCUGCUACCGCUUCAAGCCAUCACUGCUGGGUCUGUUCCGGGUAACCAUUUUACUAUGAUGGCUACCCCGAAUAUUUCGAAGUUGUCUAGCCAUCUGCAAGGGGUCGUAUCUGCUUUGUAA